Molecule: messenger RNA, 1915 nt
Organism: Acanthopagrus latus (yellowfin seabream)
Lineage: Eukaryota; Metazoa; Chordata; Actinopteri; Spariformes; Sparidae
Product: sterile alpha motif domain-containing protein 15-like
Exons: 3
Coding region: 227-571 (114 amino acids)
Molecular function (GO): protein binding
Source: RefSeq, a predicted model, not a curated record
CUGACACUUUAUCGAGGCUUCUCCUGGAACUUUGUUGUCAGAAAUGUGGCCUAGUUGUCUCAUAACACCCGACACCUCCCGUUAAAACUCCCAUUUUAUAUAUAUUUUAACGACUAAAGCAACUGUCUACUGUGUCAACUGCGUUUAUAUAAAUAAACACGAAGGAAAUACUUUCAAACACCUAGUGCCAGGUAACAGUUUCCAUGGCAACGUGCUUAGAGGCAACAUGGAGUUUCUGCAGUGGAGUUGUCAAGAUGUUGGGAGAUGGAUUGAGUCUGUAGGAUUUCCACAAUACAAAGCCUGUUUCACGGAGAACCUCAUCACGGGAAGAAAGCUGAUAUAUGUAAAUUGCAUCCACUUGCCAAGACUUGGAAUCACAGAUUUUAAAGACAUGCAGGCCAUCUCUGCUCAUGUGCGCGAGCUGCUAGGGAUCACAGAGGCCCCGUGGAGCCGCAGCAUCGCCGACCCUCCGCGGGACGCCAGGGGCCGGUUCCUGGAGAAGAAGAGCCGGACAGGUGAACAGGCGGACAGACUCACCUACCAGCAGUUCCUGGAUGACAUGCGUCAGUGAGCCCAGCAUGAAUCACAGCGGUGAAGGAGCGCAGCAGCAAGCAGAACAUGUCAGCGUCGUUUCAUAUCACCACCUGUCAGCUCGUGAUGACUACGAUGACACACUCGGAGUGGGUCACAUGCAAGGGUUGACAUUAACACUUCCCACCAGCAACAUGAUUGUAUGUCAUUGUGGCUGGUGGAAAAUCAGAUAUACUGCGAGGAGUGAAGUCAUGUCAGGGAGUCGCUCCCCCCCUCCCAGAGAAAAAUCAGAAAUGUGAAAACUGUUAUUUUUGUUUAUGUGUUACACAUUGCCGUUUUUUUUUACCUUUUCAUAUUCCAAUGGAUGUAAUGACAGAGAAUUAGGAUUAUUAAAGGACAAGUUCACCCAAAAAUGAAAAAUCACUGAUAAUGGACUCACCCCAUACCAGUGGGAUGUCAAAACAUUACUCAAGGCUUCAACGCAAAACAAAUGAAAAAAUGAAGCAGAUGGAGACUUCCAAAUGUUAAAAAAAAAAAAAAAAAAACUGAAAAAUAAUUGAAAUAUUUCUGUACAGCUCGUCAGGUGUAAUCCAAGCCCAGAGAUCCACAAUUGAUUUGAAAAGACUUAAUUUACACCCUUUUUAAAGGUGGGAGCUGCUAAUAGCAUUCAUUAACGCUCAGGCUCAACCGCUCGCUGAGGGUGCACAUGACGUCUUGGAUUAUGCCAGACAAUCGGGGUUAGUUAGGUUUUUCACAUUUUAAAACAAGUCCCCAUCAAGGAAAGUGCUGCAACGCUGUUUUGCUGUGAAGCACAUUUUCAUUUUUGGUUGAACUUAUCCUUCACACCAAUACAUAAGAAAUCUAUGCACCGUUACACAAAGACGUGCAGAUAUUGUGGCCAUUGUUUAGCAAAUUGUUCCUUUUAUUUAAAACUAUUUGCUUUGAUCUCCUCCCCUCCUUUCCUUGCAUCCUGUCUUCUCCUCUCCAGCCUUCUCCCCUCUUCCUAUUUUUAUUUGUUUUUAUAUCAAGAAGUAUAUAUUGUAAACACUGUUCUGUCUGAAAAAAAAGCUACAGAGUGAACUCACAACAGAGACUGAUUUCACUUUUUCAUACAUGUGACAUCAGAAACUCCACACACACUAAUAACAGCUUAGAUAGCUUUUGCCAUUUCAGCUCUGGAUAACUACGCUUAAUAGGCUAUUCUCAUUGAUCUCAUGUUGUAACUGGAUGGAGCUAUUGAUCUGCUGCAGAAAUCCUCAGGGUACUUCUGUGGACGACAGCAAACAGUCAUUUCAAAGUGCCAGGAGGCCCCACAGGGAGCAUGUGUAAGGUCAUUGUUCUUUGGAAUAAUAAUACAAUAAAAUAAAAUUUAAAAAAAAGUCUG